ACAGGAACGCGCCAUGCGCAAAGACUCAUCGAAUCGUUCCGGCGCCUCGUCCCGAAGCGAAUGCGAAGUUUAAAUUGAACCGGCCAACGAAACGCACGGGGUCCGCUGUAAGUCCCGUCGAUUUGCAUUUAUCGACCGUGUGUGAGCCUAGCUCAUUUCAAGCUAUUUUUAUCCCCCUUCAGCUCCUUCUUCAAGUUAUUCUUUUAGUUCCCUUUAAUUUCUCCCGUUCAUUCAAGGCCUCUCUCUCCCCAGUAUUCUUGCCUUUUCUUCAACUUGUUCCAUAAAUGAGCCAGUAAGGGUGCGCGGCAAAAAAUGAACCGGAUCGGCUGGUUUGUCGUCUGCUUGGUGCUUGUAUCUGCAAUUCCAGCGUUCUCGGCGAAUGAAUCGACAAUUAUUGAGGAUCAUCAAUUUUCAAAGAAUGAGACGUUCUUAAAACCAAAAGUACAGUCUGAUGUGUCAUUGGUGGGUCAAUUUUUUACCCAAUUUUUCGACUGGCUCACGGACGUUCAAGAAAAUGGCGAUAAAAGUCAAGGUCGAACAUUUGGACAAAAACGAAUUCAAUUCAUGAUGUUGGCCCCAAUGAUGUACAAAAUGGGAGUAAUGAUGACUAUGUUGAUGGUACUGACCGUGAUUUCCACGAAAGGACUUGUGAUUGGUGCUAUUCUGCUGAUUUUAAAGUUGAGCAGCUUCUUAGCGAAAUUUUACGUCGGUUGGCAACCACAAGGUCACGGGCAAAUCUGGCCUCACCAACAACCAGUUCACGUUCAUGUUCAUGGACAACAAGCCCACCAUCAAGCUUAUAGCGCCUGGCCACCUGACAGUGAUACAAUUAGUCCAGAUGAGCAUUAUUACUAUAAAGGAUAGAAUUUUAACAUUGAGAAGGAUUCUAAAGUGUUUUUCUUUUUAAAAUUAAUAACUAAACUUUUUUGACGAUUACUAAUUCAAAAUUGUAAUUAGUUAAACAACAUUCUUUUUUUAACUACAAGUAUUACAAUUAGUGCACUAUUUAAGCUUUAGGAUCCUUUACUUCUUAAAAUUGAUCAUUAGAUAGCUAAUUAAUCAGUGCCAAAAUAGUUCAGGAACUAUUUACUACUCGAAACGAGCCCUACCAACGUUUAUCUCAACUUUUAACUAUUAGUUCGUUUUUACCACUUGAAACAAAAUAAAAUUCAUAAUUUAGCUAUUCGGAAUUUUCAAAAGUAAAAUUAAAGAAUCAUUCAAGAUUUGAAUUCGUUUUGGCUCCUAAUCGAUUUUUAUGUAACUUUCGGAUUUUACAGUUCUUAGAAUGUCCAGAACCAUUCAAAAUUCAAAAAUUACAAAACAAUUGAUUGGGAGUCAAAACUUAUGAAAAUUUUAAGGAAUCCUUUCAAUUCAA
Messenger RNA from Leptopilina heterotoma, 1375 nucleotides. RefSeq lists its product as uncharacterized. The transcript has 3 exons. The record is from RefSeq and is a predicted model, not a curated record. Bases 313 to 864 code for a protein of 183 amino acids. NCBI's taxonomy places the organism in Eukaryota, Metazoa, Arthropoda, Insecta, Hymenoptera, Figitidae.